AGUUCCAGUUGAGCUGUCUGAUGUAAACUUGUGAAACGGAUAAUGUUAAGACCACAUAUUUUUCCAGCUCUUUUUGCAAUUCUUUAUCUGUUUGGCGGCGCCAUCGGUGAUGGUGAAGAUUACGACCACGAUUGCUAUGAACUAACUGAGAGAGAUAUAGAUCUGUAUGCAUCCUCUGGUGAUAUAGAUGAAGAAGAACUAUGUGAAGCUGUACCAAGUCGCAUAUACAUUGGCAUGUCAGAUAACAAUUUUCCAGGCUGCAUGAACUGUACCUGUUGUCAGAUGAAAGACUGCUACAGUGGUGACUCAUAUAACUAUACUGGUACCUGGUCAAUGACAGCAAGUGGUAGAAGGUGUAAGCCUUGGGUGGAAACCAGUCUAGAAAAUGAAGAUUCUCUCUUCCCUGAUGACACAGUUGUAGAUGCUUACAAUUAUUGUAGACAUACAUCAAAUUAUGAAGACCGUGGCCUCUGGUGUUACACAAUGAACGAGGACAUACCGGAAGAUAGUUGUGAUAUACCACAGUGUGAUGCCGUAUCUCCAAUAGAUCCGGUACCAGUCCAGGCAACCACUACAACAGACACGUCUACAAUAUCAAACAUGCCAGAUGAAACUUUGAACCAAAGCACAACUCCGUUGCGUGAUACAAGACCUGUAGAAAGUACGACAAUUCAACUGUCGACAGGUGCCAAAACUGCUGGAAAACAAGCAUGUGCUGUAUUGGUAGCAGUGUUUUCAGUAGUGAAGUUUGUUGGACUACCACACCUAUAGAUUUGGUGCAUGCUUUGAGGGUCAUGUUGUUUAUGUUGACAUUGAAGGUUGCUAGACCGUCGUGUCAACAGGUUAAUGCUUGUUGUGAGGCUGUGUUAUUGAUGUUAUUCGGUGCAUUCUUGUGAAUAGGAUUCAUAAGCUGUAUUUUUCUGGGUAGAUAAACGGUAAACUUACAUUUGAAAUCGUGUCACCAAUAUCAUUUUAUAUCCUCAGUUUUUAUCUUUGUAAAAAACGUUGAACUAAAUAAAAGUC
Molecule: messenger RNA, 1023 nt
Organism: Mercenaria mercenaria
Lineage: Eukaryota; Metazoa; Mollusca; Bivalvia; Venerida; Veneridae
Product: hepatocyte growth factor-like
Exons: 4
Coding region: 43-771 (242 amino acids)
Source: RefSeq, a predicted model, not a curated record